Danio aesculapii is the source of this 3304-nucleotide messenger RNA. RefSeq names its product contactin 1b (gene cntn1b). Gene Ontology annotation, molecular function: ATP binding; cell-cell adhesion mediator activity. The record is from RefSeq and is a predicted model, not a curated record. Gene Ontology annotation, cellular component: axon; plasma membrane. Gene Ontology annotation, biological process: dendrite self-avoidance; axon guidance; homophilic cell-cell adhesion. The transcript has 24 exons. The coding region runs from base 112 to 3207 and encodes 1031 amino acids. Lineage: Eukaryota; Metazoa; Chordata; Actinopteri; Cypriniformes; Danionidae.
GCCGUGUGUGUGUGCGUCUCGCGCCGGCUGCGGGACGGGGCGCUGCUUCUGAUUCAGGUCUGGGGGAUUUAACGCGUUUUUCUGGUCUGGUUUUUGGACUGCUAGAUCAAGAUGGCGACCCUAGGCCCAGCCAUGCUUUUGUCUUUUUUCUCCUGCUUCUUCUUAUUAGCCGCUGCGAUUAAACCCAGGAUCUUUGAACCCAGGAUUUUUGACAAGGAGGCCACUGGCUUUGGGCCUAUAUUUGAGGAAGAGCCUCUGGACACUGUGUACGCGGAGGAUUCACCUGAAAACAAAAUAUCUAUGAACUGCAGGGUGCGCGCAAACCCACCGGCCAUUAUCAAGUGGUGGUUGAACAACUGGCAAAUUAAGCUGAUGGAGCAGCCGGAUGAGCAUUUCAGUCUGGUUGGAGGAAACCUGGUCAUUACAAACCCAGACAAAAGCAAGCAUGCUGGGAAAUAUGUAUGUGUGGCCAAAAACGUGUACGGCACCGUCAUGAGCAAAGAGGCCAACGUCAAGUUUGGAUAUUUGAACCAGUUUCCCACAGAUGAGAGAGAGCCGGUAAAUGUGAAGGAAGGACAGGGAGCUGUUCUGCUGUGUACACCUCCCUCUCGCUAUCCAGAUGAGGUGAUGUUCCGCUGGAUCUACAAUGACUUCCCCAACUUCAUCAUCCCAGAUCAGCGGCGAUUUGUCUCUCAAAGCACCGGGAAUCUGUACAUCGCUAAAGUUGAGCCGUCUGAUGUCGGCAAUUAUUCCUGUUUUGUGUCGAGCCCCACCAUCGGCAAGAGUGUUUUCAGCAUGCCCAUAGCUCUGAUUCCACAGAUAGAGAAGGAAGUGAAGCGAUAUCCUGCUGAUAUCCGUGUGAAAUUUCCUAAGACGUAUGCUUUGGUGCACCAGAACAUCACUCUGGAGUGCUUUGCCCUUGGAAAUCCUCUUCCACACAUCCGCUGGAGGAAGUUAGACGCUGAUCUCCCGCCCAACUAUGAGGUUAGCAUGAAUGGAGCUUUACUUCACCUGAUCAACGUCCAGUACGAGGAUGAGGGGAGUUACGAGUGUGAGACGCUCAAUGUGAAAGGGAUGGACUGGUAUCGACAGUGGCUCUAUGUUGAAGGUCCUCCAGAGUGGGCGGAGCACAUCAAUGACACAGAGAAAGAUGUCGGGAGUGAACUCACUCUCAGAUGUGUUGCUGUGGGGAAGCCAAUACCAUGGAUACGUUGGCUAAAAGAUGGAUAUUCGUAUGGCAAAGGGGAACUCAAGUUUUCCAGUCUCACAUUUGAGGAUUCUGGCAUGUAUCAGUGCAUUGCUGAGAACGAAUGGGGAACCAUCUACGCCAAUGCAGAGCUUCGGGUCGUCUCCUGUGCACCGACGUUCAUAUAUAACCCAGUGAAGAAGAUUCUGCUUGGGGCUGAAAAUGGACGUGUGGUCAUAGAGUGCAAUCCUCGUGCUGCUCCCAAACCUAGAUUCAUCUGGAAACGAGGCUCGGAGCUCCUGAGCAACUCCUCAAGGAUAUUCGUUUGGGACGAUGGAAGUCUGGAGAUUCUGAAUGCAUCAAAAAGUGACGAGGGCUCAUACACCUGCUAUGCUGAGAAUGACCGCGGCAAAUCUAACAGCACCGGGACCCUCACUAUCACUGAGGCCACCAAGAUCACAGUUGGUCCAUCAAACUCUGAGGCAGCUGUAGGCGACACUAUAGUUCUCCAAUGCUCUGCAUCGUAUGAUCCCAGUCUGGACGUCACCUUCAUCUGGACUGUCGAUUCAUACAUCAUUAACUUCUACACAGACUUUGAACACUAUGAGCUAGACAUGGUUAAUGAGAACAGCGGAGAUCUGCUGAUCAAGAACAUUCAGAUUAGACAUGCAGGACACUAUAUCUGCACAGCUCAGACUAUAGUGGACAACGCCACCGCAGAAGCUGAUGUUUUUGUCAGAGGUUUGCCUGGUCCUCCAGGUGGCGUCCGUGUGGAAGAAAUUGGCGACACGUCAGUAAAAAUACGAUGGUGUCUAGGAUCAGAUCACGGUAGUCCUCUCGUCCAGCACAUCGUGCAAACAAGAGACUUUUACGCCCUAGAUCCUGAAGACUGGAAAACCGCAACUACCAUUCCUGUGUUUCUGAACGGAUCUAUAGAGUCGGCCACUGUGGUUGAUCUUUACCCCUGGAUGCAAUAUGAAUUCAGAGUGCAUGCCAUCAAUGAAUUCGGAGCUGGCGAAAACAGCCGUCCGUCUAUUAAAAUCAAGACAUGGGAUGCCAGGCCAACAGUAGCUCCUUCUGAUGUCAUUGGACAAGUGGGAAUAAGUGGAGAGUUAAUCGUGACUUGGAAUCCUGUGAAACCUCAGUUUUUCUUUGGGAAAAAGUUUGGCUAUGUUGUGGCGUUUAAGCAACAUGAGGAUUAUGAGUGGAAAUGGUCAACCGUGGAGGAUCCCGAGACCAGACGUUAUGUGUACAAAGAGAGCAUGACACCAGAUACUGAGAUACAGAUCAAAGUCAGCACCUUCAAUAACAAAGGAGAAGGACCUGCAAGUCUUAUAUCAGUGGUCUACUCACCAAGAAUAGCACCAACUGAAGCUCCACUAGAUGUGUAUGCCCGUCAGGUCACCUCCACUGAGGCUUUAGUCUGGUGGUUACCAGUCUACCAGGCACCCCCAAUGUGGGUCGACGGAUACCAGAUUCGCUACUGGAGAAAAUAUGAUGAUAAUGAAGCUGCUGCAUCUCGAGUUAUUGUUCACAGAACGGUAAACCAAACCCGUCUGGAAAACAUGAGACCAGAUUCACAUUACCUUAUAGAGGUGCGAGCGUUUAAUGGUGCAGGACUGGGACCACCAAGCGAACACUGUGAAAUGUUUACCAGGAGACCCCCCCCAAGCCGCCGUUUGAGAGUUUACAAAUAUGUCAGCUUUACACGCAAAUGGCUGUAUCUGUAUUGGGAUCACAUCUAUAACUACUGGAAUGAGUCUUAUGUGGAGGGGUACAAGAUUUUGUUCCGGAAGGAAGGUGAGCGUUAUGGGAAGCUUUACACCACCGGCAGGCACUACAUUGACUUCCCCAUGCCAGAAACCGGUGAUUACGUCAUAGAGCUGCGAGCUCGCUGUGAGGGAGGAGAUGGACCUAUUUCACAGAUCAGAGUACAGGGUAAAGCAACCAUGGGUGUUGAAUCUGCCAGUGUGGUCUCUGUGCUGCUGCUGGCUCUGGCCUGGACCACUUUAGGCCUGUAGGCAAAAAUAAGACUGUCAAGACUUGCAAAAUCCUCCCGAGAUGAAAAACAUAAAGUCCGAACAGGAUGAUCUCAUGGUGCAGAUGAAGUUUGUUUGA